Messenger RNA from Ostrinia furnacalis (Asian corn borer), 2379 nucleotides. RefSeq names its product phospholipid phosphatase 5-like. The transcript is spliced from 7 exons. Gene Ontology annotation, molecular function: phosphatidate phosphatase activity. Gene Ontology annotation, cellular component: membrane. The coding region runs from base 84 to 944 and encodes 286 amino acids. The record is from RefSeq and is a predicted model, not a curated record. Lineage: Eukaryota; Metazoa; Arthropoda; Insecta; Lepidoptera; Crambidae. Gene Ontology annotation, biological process: phospholipid dephosphorylation; phospholipid metabolic process.
GUCAAAAUUCUCAGUCCGUGUCGCGUUGCGAAGUUCGCAAAACUAUUUAAUUCUGGCUGAAAACUGUGUUUUGGUGAUCAAAAAUGCCUUUAGUACGUUCCGCAAACUUUAAUUUAUUCGUUGAAAUUCUAGUUCGGAUAGCUUUGGUCUCCGCUUUCUGCUACAUGGAAUCCAUGCCGCCCUUCGUCCGAGUGAUCCACCAAUCCGACCUGGAGUCUACGUACAAAUACCCGCGCAAAGAGUCUUACGUGCCGGGCGGGCUGCUUUGGGCGGUGGUGCUGUCGGUGCCGUGCGCUCUCUCGCUGCUCGCCUGGGCGGCUUGUAACGACUGCAGCGACGCGCUGGAGAUCCUGCUGGCAUGGUCUCUGGCGCUUGGCAUAAAUGGAGUUCUAACGGACAUUAUAAAACUUAUAGCAGGUCGUCCCAGGCCAGACUUCUUCUACCGCUGCUUCCAAGAUGGUAUAGAGACCGAAGACAUGCAAUGCAACGGGGACCCCAUGGAAAUUAUGGACGGUCGCAAGUCUUUCCCGAGCGGACAUAGCAGUUUGUCCUGGUGCUCUCUUGGAGUGGCUUCAGUCUGGCUCUGCGGUCGCCUCGGCGUUCUUUCUCGCGGGCGCGGCAGCGGUGCCCGAGUAGUCUGCUGCCUGGCGCCGCUGGUGGCUGCAGCCUGCAUCGCGCUGUCCAGGACUUGCGACUACCACCACCAUUGGCAGGACGUCCUAGUCGGAUCGAUCCUCGGCUUCACGACAGCAGUGUUCUGCUACCGUCAGUACUACAAUCCUCUGUCCUCCGACCUAUCAGGUAUUCCCUACAUAGUCUCUAACUCCAAUAUGGUCAAAUACAUGAACGGAAAAUCAGACAUCAGUCCAAUCAAAGGAGACUGCAAGGAGAUCGAGUCGACGCCGCUUUUAAACGGUGCGAGGAAAGAAGACAAGUGGAUAUAAAACCAGUUAAAGUAAAAUAAUAGAAAAAAAGACAAGAAAAAAGAAAAAACAUGGUUAAAUGGAUUUAGGACUUAGACUUCGUUGUUUAACUUCAUAUUUAUGAGAAAAAAGACAAGAAAAAAAAAGAAAUACUAAUUAUAAUAUCAGAAAAAGACAAGAAAUAACAAAUUAAAUGUUUUUACAAUGGGACAUCACAUGAAAAUAUUUAAAAAUAUAACAGAAGAAUAAUAAAACACGGAAAAAUAAAGUAACAGAAAGUGGAAGGAGAAAAAAGACGAAAAAAUCAAAUAGAUAUAAAUAGGAACAUUAAAACAAACAGUAGUAAAAGAAAUAAUGAACAGAGCAGUUGUAAAUAUCCAUUCACGAGGACUUCCAAUUUUAGCAGAGUAGAAAUAAAAAUUUACUUUAAAAUCAAAAAAAACCUCACUGUGACGUCUACACAAUAAUAAUGUUAACAGCAUUGUUGUGUAUAAACUUGUGGUCAACAACUCACCUGAUGGAAUUUUAGGCCAGAGAGAGGAAAAGAAUUUAGAAAAUUAGGCCGGAGUUAAGGAGCUUCACCCGGAAUCCUCAACCACAGAGGAACUGGCUAUCCUACCUCCAACUGCCGGAACAACAAUGCUGUUAACAUUGUUUAUAUGUAGACAGAUUUAGGUAGCUACCGGACUUACACCCGUAUUCACAAACAUUACUAUGAGGUCUCACAGUGAGUAAUGUGUAUGUUCUGAGUAGGUAAAGGUCUUAUCACUAAUCCAUAGAGAUGACUUGAGUUAUGUUACAACGACGAUGCAGUUAAACAAUAGUUAAACUGUAAAACUAAAGUUACCAGUGCUAGUCUAACAUUUGUUUGUCUAUUCUUUAAGAAUAGAAGUUUAUAGGACGUUUUUUUUGUUGUGAACGAAUUGAUUGUUUAUGGGAAGGCUUUAUGAAAGCUACCAAACGAGAUAUUUUUUAUUUAUAAACCAAUUUUUUUAACUGUGCACCUGUGAAAUAUUAGUGUUUCGAAAACCACCAUUUUACAAGUUAAUAAAAAAACAGUAAAAUGAGGGCUACCGUAUUUGAGUUCACCAGUUGGCGCCUUUAUCGAAGUACAGUACCGACUCGCUAGUGGCGCCAAGUGACCAGUUGACAGUGUCAACUUGACGACACGUCAACUUGACACUUCAAUCAAUGAGACCUAUAGUUUGAGCGUUUUAACACCACAGUCAAUGAGACGUAUAGUUUGAUCGUUUACCAGUUGGCGCCAUUGUCAAGCAAAGUCUUGUCAUUCGCUAGUGGCUAAGACUUUGGCGCCAACUGAUGAGCUAAAACACUGAAGCCUUCAUUGGGUAAUUAAUACCAGUGAACUUUAAGCUUAAUCCCAAUAUAUUUUUUAGUUAUUUGAAGGUUUAAAAUCAAGCAAUGAUUAUAGUCAUUUGUGUUACGUACAUAAUUA